This is a messenger RNA of Brassicogethes aeneus, 733 nucleotides long. The record is from the annotation of a GenBank genome assembly. Lineage: Eukaryota; Metazoa; Arthropoda; Insecta; Coleoptera; Nitidulidae.
CAGCUGUCAAUAUUUUUGACAUAAAGACGAAACGUCAACAAAUUUAAUGUUUUUUAGGUAAUUCAGCGUCAAUUUGGUCUAAAAAAUGACGGAAGUUAAAGUGGAGGUGACGGGGGAGAUGGAGGCGCCUCUAGAUUUGCCCCAGAAAAAUUCUUUCCACAAUUUUUUGAAACUGCCGACUCAAAUGCCCGAUCCUAAAGAGUGGAUACAACAACAGAGGCAAAACGUACGCCCCUGGUUGGUUUUUAUACAAACAUCAAACUUUAAAACCCCUCCUUCAAUACCACGGUUGGGAAAACGAAUUAUGCGAAAUAUCGAGUAUUUUCAAGCGAAUUAUUUAUUUGUUUUCUUGGGCCUUAUAAUAUACUGCCUCAUAACAUCGCCACUGAUAUUGUUCGCCUUGUCAGCCACUUUCUACGCAGGUUAUAGAAUAAACAAACGCCACACGGAAACAAAGACUGUCAUUAUGGGGAAAGAAUUGACUUUGGCACAGCAAUACGGCAUUUUAUGGUUUUGCUCGUUACCUAUUUAUUACAUUGUGGGGGCGCACGGCGCUAUGUUUUGGGUUUUGGGGGCUUCAUUCUUUUUUAUAGGCUUACACGCUAGUUUCUAUAAUAUUGAGGCUAUUAUACCCAGGAGUGAGGAUAGUUUUCCACUUUUAGAGCAAGUUUAAAUAAAUAUAGUAAAAAAAUCCAUUCAUUAUUUGUAUUAAUACUGUAAAUAAACGUUUUUA